Molecule: messenger RNA, 22152 nt
Organism: Stylophora pistillata
Lineage: Eukaryota; Metazoa; Cnidaria; Anthozoa; Scleractinia; Pocilloporidae
Source: RefSeq, a predicted model, not a curated record
GAGCAAAUAUGGAUAUAGGAUUCCUUAUUGACAGCUCUUACACCUUGCGCCGAUCAGGCAGAGGAAUAUUCCAAGUACUUACCCGAAACAUAGCGCGACUUCUCUACUCGCUACGAAUUUCAGCCCAGGAAACCCGUGUCGGUAUAGUCACAUACGCGUCAAGACCCAAGCUUUUGUUCCGGUUUAACCGCUUCUUAAGGGCGUCUUCUAUGCUAUCAGUCAUACGAAGGAUUCGACCGCAAAGGGGUCCCCUCAGGAUAGGAAGAGCUCUCUACUAUACACGUAGGUACCUGUUUAGAAGAAGACGACAAUGUGGACGCAAGCGUGUACUCGUGGUGUUUGCAAGUGCGCGCUCCGUAGACCGUGUACAGCGGGCGGGACGCGUUUUAAAACGUAUUGGAAUUGAGGUAUUUGUUGUAGCUAUUGGUAGAAGGACAAGUAAAACACAGUUAUACCAGAUCGCCACAAAUGGACUCCAUGUGUUUACAGCUUCGUUGAGGACAUUAUCAGCAGUACUGAAUGCUGUACGAGUCAAAGCAUGUUCAGUAACUGGAUCGGCGGCAGCCAGAGUUAUAUACCCUCUUAAUGGCGUCACUCGAGGAAGAGACAUAAGUAUCAACCGAAACAGAGCUGCCAGACUUGUGAACGUUAAACCAGCUUCAGGACCUGACGGCCUCCCUCUGGGUUCGUACCAUCUUCAGGGCAUCGCAAACAGCUACAUCCUGUUCCCAAACAAGGGCUGCCUGGAUACAAAGAACUCCCUUACCAUCGUUGUGUGGGUGUACCCUGAAGGUAGUGGACCAAUCUUCCACUACUUCCCUCGCGGCUGGGGAGUGCAUCUGUGGAUGAAGAAUGCGCGUACUCUCUUGGUGAAGUUCGUGCCCAGGUCCCUGCAGACCAUCAGUGUUGUCACAAGCCGGAGAAUCAAACCAAAGGCUUGGAAUUACAUAGCUGCAACUUAUGACUACGUCACGGGUCUGGCCACUCUGUGGAAUGACGCCAUACCAAUAUCCCAGAGAAAUAUCGGGAAGAUUCAGUUGGCCACCAACUACCCGGCAAUAUCAGGGAAAAAACCUCGAGACAAGAGAAUCUUCCGUGGACGGAUCGCUUGUCUUCAGAUUUAUGAUCGAGCACUGAACGGAAGACAGCUUAGGAGUAUCAAAAGGAAAUGUUUCAGAGCCCGACCGACACCAACCCGUCCGCCUCCAGAGCUUCCGCUUUUGGUGGCUGUUUAUCCACUGGAUAGGAUCAAUGGCGCUCGUGACAUCAGCCGACGUAAAUGCCCCACUGGAAGACGCGUUGGGGUUAGAUUCGCACCAAGCCCAGACGGAAGAAAAGACGGAGCGACUGAAUUCCUUGGCAACCGUAACAGCUACAUCGAAAUCCCAAAUAAUAAAGGAAAACUCGACACAGUGGCGUCGAUCUCCAUUUUGACAUGGAUUUACCACGAGGGUCUUAAAGGUCCCAUAGUCAACUAUAGAACAGGUCCUGGGUGGGGCGUACACCUAUGGAUGAUUGGACCGCGCACGCUCUUUGCACGAUUCGUUCGCAGAGAUGGCGUUUUCACAAAGGCAGUGGUCGUCACCAGUAGAAAAAUACGUUACAGGGCAUGGAAUUACGUUGGUGCUACAUACGACUUCAAGACUGGGGUUGCCAAACUCUGGGUUAAUUCCAGGCUACUUGUGGUUAAGAGUAUUGGACGAUUCCGAUUGGCUACAAACUAUCCAAUCAGGCUUGGAGCACGACAUGGCGACAAACGCUACUUCAAGGGAAGGAUCUUCUGCGUGCAGAUCUACAGUCGCGCGCUGAACCGGAAACAAAUUUUAGCGGCUAGUAAAACCUGCUUCAGGCCCUUGCCCACAACGAAACCCAAGUCACCAACGCCGUCACCAUCUCCGACACAAACACCAACAAAACCUAAAGGACCAUAUAAAGCCUCAGCAUUCUACCCUCUGACCUCGCGUACCAGAGGUCGUGACAUCAGUGUGUUCGGCAACCCACCAGGAAAGCUUGGUUACGUACGAUCGGCACCAGGUCCAGACAAGUUACCCGGAGGCUCGUACCAGUUUUUCGGGCGCCGCGACAGCUUCAUCGAGUUCCCAAACAGGGGCAACCUCGACACGAGAAGAUCAAGCACAAUCAUCGCAUGGAUCUAGCAUACGGGACGUGCAGGCCCAAUCUUUAACUACAUGCCAAACGGCUGGGGAGUGCAUCUGUGGAUGCUGUCGCCGCGAACGCUGUUUGUACGUUAUACGCGUCGUCAGGGAAGGAAGUCUACGACGGCUGUUGCCAGCCCCAGGAUUAACCCUCGCACAUGGCAGUACAUUGCAGCUACAUACGAUCACUAUACGGGAUAUGCAAAGUUGUAUUUAGAUAGUAAAGUAAUAGCGCAAAGGAGAUUGGGCCGAAUUCGUCUGGCGACAAAUUAUCCUGUGAGGAUGGGUGCUAGGAUAGGAGAUGGGCGGUAUUUCCGUGGACGUAUAUCAUGUGUGAUGGUUUUUGAUGUAGCAUUGAACCCUAAUCAGAUUGCACGCAGGAAGAAGCGAUGCUUUAGACGUGGACCGCCAGGACCAUCUGGAAAAGUCUGCAAACCCAAGAUCGACCUUACAUUCGUCAUAGACGCCUGCACCGAAAACGAUCGCUUUACCAAAGCUAACUUUCUCCGUGUGAAGACCUUCCUGAUUCGUUUGAUUAGCGAGCUGCGUAUCUCCGCCAAACGAGUACGAAUCAGCUUGAUUAUGUAUGCGAAGUUCCCUAAACUCUUAAUCAGUUUCAGCGCCAAAAAGUCCUAUGUUAUCCGAGUCAUUAAAAACAUGAAGCGUGUAUGUGGAGCGCGUUACACAGGGGCUGCCUUGCAGUACUCAUACACAAACAUCAUACGCCGGACCUCCAGGAAAAGGGUCCUGGUUUUGAUGACUACUGGCCCGUCCAGAGAUGACAUCCGCCGAGCAACAAGUUUGAUUCAAAGGUCAAGAGUACAAGUAUUCGCUGUGGGAAUUGGAAGGCGAUACAAGUUUAGUGAGCUGCAGUAUAUCGCUACUGAUCGUCGACAUGUUUAUACAGCAGCCUAUAGGAAUAUUGAGUCUCUGGUGACACUAAUGAAAAAGAAGGUCUGCAAGUCAGAUAAAUUCGUAACCCCUGUCAAACCAGUUGUACCCAGACCUCCAACACGUCCACCAACGCGCCGUCCUCCGAAACCUGGACCUACGCGUGCUCUAGCCAUUUACCCUCUUCAGUACCGAAUCAAAGGAAAAGACGUUGGUCUCUUCGGGAACCCACCGGGUAUUCUCGGUUUUGUGCGCCCUGCGGUCGGACCUGAUGGAAAAGCCGGUACAUCGUACCAGUUUUACGGUCGAAGAAACAGCUUGAUCCGAUUCCCAAAUCGCGGUCGUUUAGACGCACAGAGGGCAGUAACAUUACUGGCUUGGCUUUACCCAGAGGGCCCUGGACCGAUCUUUAAAUACGGCGUCGAUUUCUCUGUUGGGAGAGCGCGUAGUUUGUUUAUGCGAAUUUUCCCGCGGGGAUCACGGAACCGCAGAAUCCGCCCACUCAAAGCGCGCGGAGUUCUACGUUAUCGUAGAUGGCACUUUGUAGCCGCCUCUUACGGACAGAAAACGGGUGAGACGAGGAUUUAUGUCAACGGAAGACUCGUUUCUCGUACGCGGCUCAGAAGAGUUCGUCUUGGUACAAAUAUCCCGGCAAUCAUGGGAGCUGCUCGAGGCAGGUACUUCCGUGGGAGAAUCUCCUGUAUGCAAGUUUAUGGACGGGUCCUAUCUAGAUGGCAGAUCAUCAAACGAAAGGCAAAAUGCUUCAAAGGAGUGCAUCCACUUCCUGCAAGACCAAAACCGGUUCGCCCUACACGCCCUCGUAAGUCCCCAGUUCGUCCAGUCGUCAACCCGAGAGCCCAAGCUGUGUACCCGCUUAGUCUGCGCACGCGCGGGCGUGACCUCAGUUUGUAUCGUAAUCCUGCGGGGACCAUUCGCAGCAUCAGGUACAUAACAGGCCCUGACGGAAGACCCAAUACGGCAACGCGAUUCCUCGGACACCAAAACAGCUUCAUCGAGUUCCCCAACCGCGGUAGACUCGACACCAAGCGCUCCAUCACUUUACUGGCGUGGAUUUACCACGAGGGACGUGCAGGACCAAUAUUUAACUACAUGCCGAACGGCUGGGGCGUACACUUUUGGAUGAUUUCACCAACGACGCUGUUUGUACGGUUUACUCGCCGUAAAGGACGCCGAUUUACAGCGGCGGUUACAACCAGAAUCCUGCAUCGUCGAUGGCAGUUUGUGGGAGCAACCUAUGAUGGCAGAAGUGGUAUAGCUAAGUUGUUUGUGAACGGGCGGUUUACAGUAAGUAGGCGCAUUGGUAAGAUUCGACUGGCCACAAACUAUCCUGUACGUAUGGGAGCUCGCGCUGGUGAUAGGAGAUACCUCUUCGGUCGUAUUUCCUGCAUGCAAGUGUAUGAUCAGCCAUUGUCCGCAUCGCAGAUUCUACGACGAAAAAGGAGAUGCUUUACUCGAGGUCCUAUAACUGUUCCAACGGUCAUUCGUCCAGCUGGGCCAGUUUGCGUAGCCAAGAUCGAUUUAGCAUUUGUUAUAGACGCUUCCGGAAGCAUCGAGGCAUCGGGCAGAGGAAACUUCAAACGUUGUCUUAAUUUCGUCAAGAGAUUGGUGGCUUCGUUUAAAAUCUCAAGGCGUUACACUCGCGUUGGAGCUGUUGUUUAUUCAAGAAACGUUCGCAAAGUAUUUGGUUUUAACACGUACAAUAACAAAAGACGCCUCAUGAAAGCUAUUGACCGUAUUCCAUACCUCCGAAGUAUCACCAAAACGGGCCUCGCUUUGUCAUUUGCCCAGCGUAACCUGUUUAACAGCAGGCGCAGAAACAGCAAGCAAGUUUUGAUCGUGAUGACUGAUGGGAUAUCUAAUGACCGCGUGCGCGGAAGUGCGCUUGCUCUAAAGCGCGCAGGAAUAGAUGUAUUUGCCAUUGGAAUUGGGAAGAAUUACAACAUUGGACAGCUCAUGCAGAUAGCAACCACAAAGAGACAAGUCUACGUGGCAGGCUUUAGGAAUCUGCAAAAUAUUGUACGAGUGAUAAAGUCUAAAGCUUGCAAAGCGAAACCUGUGAGACCACCCAUUAGACCACCCGUAAGGCCUCCUGUUCGACCCACGGUUCGACCGCCAGUCAGACCACCUCGUCCCGCUCGCGCCUCUGCGGUAUACCCUCUAACCUACCGAACGCGGACACGAGAUGUCAGUUUGUUUGGAAACCCGACAGGAUUCGCACGGAAUGUCCGAUUUGCUCCAGGACCCGAUAAGAAACCGUACGGCUCAUAUCAGUUUCUUGGUCGACCCGACAGUUACAUUGAAUUUCCAAAUCGUGGCAAAAUAGACACGAAGCGUUCCAACACGCUUUUAGCGUGGAUCUACCACCAAGGACAAGCAGGCCCUAUUUUUAACUACAAGCCGAAUGGCUGGGGUGUUCACUUUUGGAUGAUUUCACCUAGAACGCUGUUUGUCCGCUUUACGCGCCGUGGACGGCUUCGCUUCACCAAAGCGGUUGUGAGCAAGAAGGUCAUACCUGGUCGGUGGCAGUUUGUUGGUGCAAGCUACAACCAGCGCACAGGAAAAGCGAAGUUGUUUGUCAAUGGCAGGUUUACAGCGACGACGUACAUCGGGAGAAUCAGACUCGCAACGAAUUACCCGGUGAGAAUGGGAGCCCGUGUUGGCGACAGAAGAUAUUUCAGGGGACGAAUCUCGUGUAUGCAGGUGUAUGAUCGCGCUCUCACAACUAAACAAAUUUUACGUCGAAAGACCAGAUGCUUCAGAAAAGGUCCUGUUGUUAUUCCUGGUAUUCCAGUCGGUCCAAUCCGUCCAGCAGGAAGAGUUUGCCAAGCCAAGAUCGAUAUGACCUUCCUCAUCGAUGGCUCCGGCAGCAUUGAAGCGUAUGGCAAGGGAAAUUUCAAACGCUGCCUAGAUUUCGUCAAAAGAAUGGUCGUGUCCUUCAAAAUCUCUCGAAGACUUACUCGAGUCGGCGUGGUGCUGUUUUCCCACCGUCCUCGCCUUAUAUUCAGCUUCAACACUUACAGUAGAACACGUGAUAUCUUAAAAGCUAUCGAAAGAAUCAGAUAUCCACGAGGAGGCACUAAAACAGGCAUGGCAAUGUAUUAUGCCCAGCGGACUCUGUUUAGGCGCAAGCACAGACGCCGUAAACAAGUCAUGAUUGUGAUGACGGAUGGUCGUUCCCAGGACCGUGUGAGCGGAGCUGCACGUGCACUAAAAAAACAGGGCGUGGUUUUGUUUGCUCUCGGCAUUGGCAAGCGGUACAACAUUAACCAACUUAUCCAUAUCGCGUCUUCAAGACGGCAUGUCUUCACGGCAGGAUUCAGGAAUUUGCCAUCAAUUGUCAGGAUUAUUAAAACAAGGGCAUGCGCAGGUGCUGUCAAACCAAGCAAACCAGGAAAACCUUCCCGUCCAGCGCGUUUUGUACGUGCCAUGGCUGUGUAUCCACUGUCAUAUCGAACGAAGGGAAGAGAUAUCGGUGUUUUCUCCAAUCCACCUGGAAUACGAGGUCUUGUCAGAUAUGCAACUGGUCCAGAUGGGCGACCGAACACCGCAACCCAGUUUAUCGGUAAACCUAACAGCUUCAUCCAGUUUCCCAACAAAGGUACGCUGGACACAGUACGAUCCAUCACUCUUUUGGCUUGGAUCUACCAUGAAGGAAGUUCGGGUCCCAUUUUCAACUACAUGCCGAAUGGCUGGGGAGUCCAUUUCUGGAUGACAUCUCCUACCACUUUAUUUGCACGGUUCAUGCGUCGACGGGGACGCCGCUUCACUUCUCAUAUUCAAUACCGUGGCGUUGCGCGCAGAAAAUGGCAAUACGUAGCGGCAAGUUACGAUGGUAGGAGCGGCAUGGCUAAGCUGUAUCUGAACAGCAGACUGGUUGCAAGAAAGCGCAUUGGAAUAUUUAGACUGGCGACAAAUUAUCCAGUCAGGAUGGGGGCAAGAGUUGGUGACAGUCGCUUCUUCAAAGGAAGAAUCUCUUGUAUGCAGGUGUACAGUGUGGCGUUGAACUCCAGACAAAUCGCAGCCCGAAGCAGAAGAUGUUUCUUGAAAAGUACUGUAACGCCUGGUCGCCCUGUGGUUCCGGGUGGAGUGCCCUUCCGUCCUGGCAAACCAAUGUGCAAAGCAAAGGUUGACCUCGGUUUCCUUGUUGAUGCCUCUGGAAGUAUUGAAAUGUACGGUCGUGGUAACUACCAGCGCAUGAAAGACUUCAUCAAGGAAGUAGCGGCCAGCUUCGUUAUCUCUAGGCAUGGAACUCACGUUGGUGUAGUCGUGUUCGCCAGCAGACCUGAACCAGUCUUCCAGUUUAACACCUACUACACGAGGCGAGGCGUCAUGAACGCUGUCCAAAAGAUCCCGUAUAUCAACGGAGGAACCCGGACCGGCUUAGCUAUUAGAAGAGCUACACGGUACCUGUUUAAACCUCACUCCCACCUCGGGCGAAAGAAGGUGUUGAUUGUCAUGACAGAUGGUAUCUCGUACGAUGAUGUAAUUGUCCCAGCAAGAAGACUUCGUCGCACUGGUGUCUCUAUAUAUGCACUCGGAAUUGGUCUUAAGUACAGUCGACGGCAGCUUGGGAAAAUUGCCGGAACUCCGAGGCAUGUGUUUACUUCGAAGUUCGCGACUCUACGAAAGGCCGUUCGUAAAAUCGUGAGUCGCAUAUGCGCGGAACCAGGAGCCAAACCCAUAAAACCGGCUGGUCCAAAGCCUGCUAGACCUCGCCAACCAGUGCGUGCUGUGGCUAUUUAUCCACUGAAUGGAGGAGUCAAAGGCCGCGACAUUAGCUUGAGCAAAAACCCAACAGCCAUCCUAAGUAAUGUGAGGCUAGCACCAGGGCCUGACAGGACCCGCGAUGGAUCGUAUCAGUUCUUUGGUAAAUCUAACAGCAACAUCCAUUUCCCUAAUCGCGGAAAGUUGGAUACCAAACGAUCGAUUACCCUGAUGGCCAUCUUCAACUACAUGCCGAACGGCUGGGGGGUGCACUUCUGGAUGGUUACACCUAGAACGCUGUUCGUGCGGUUCACACGUCGACGAGGACGCCGCUUUACUAAGGCCGUGAUUAGCAGAAGAGUAGUACCCAAUCGAUGGCAGCUUGUUGCCACGACCUAUGAUGGAAGGUCCGGACAAGCUAGACUAUUUAUUCAAAGGCAGUUUGUGGCACAAAAGUACGUUGGAAGAAUACGAUUGGCAACGAAUUAUCCCGUGAGAAUGGGAGCACGUAUUGGUGAUUCACGGUUCUUCUUUGGACGGAUAUCGUGUAUGCAGGUGUAUCCAAUGGCGCUGACAAGAAGACAGAUUCUUGCGCGCAAGACAAGAUGCUUUAGGAAAGUUAUUCGACCCCCUCCAAGGCCAAAACCUAGACCCGGACCCAGGCCACGACCCAGGCCCCAACCCCCAAUUCCUGGUCCGUCUGGAAAAGUAUGCCGUGCCAAAAUAGACUUGGCCUUUGUAGUCGAUGGCUCUGGAAGCAUAGAAGCAUACGGCAGAGGCAACUUCAAGCGAUGCCUCCGCUUCGUCAAAAAUAUGGUUCGUUCCUUUACCAUUUCAAGAAGCUACGUGAGGGUUGGAAUUGUGGUAUACUCCUCGCGCUCACGAUUAAUACUCACCUUCAACCAAAAUCGCGGAGUCAACAGUGUACUCCGUACUAUCGACAGAAUACGAUAUCCUAGAAGAGGAACCCGAACAGGUGCAGCGCUUUCUUACGCUUACUCCCGCCUCUUGGCCGGCGCAAGGAAAGGAAGUUCAAAGGUUCUCAUUUGUAUGACCGAUGGUCGUUCGCAAGAUGAUGUAAGAGGCCCUGCCAACCUGAUGCGCAGGCGAGGUGUGAAGAUAUUUUCGCUUGGUAUUGGCAAGCGCUACAACAUGAAACAGUUGCUUCAGAUGUCCGGAAGCCGUCGAAAGGUUUUCACAGCUGACUUCAAGAAUCUCGGUUCCGUGGUGCGCGCUAUCAAGCAGAAAGCGUGUAGAGUUUCCCAGCCAACGCGACCGAAUAAGCCUGGAAAACCUUCUGCCGUUGGCCGAGCAGGCGCAGUGUAUCCAUUAAGUUCCUCCUCGGGUGCGAGAGAUAUCAGUACCAAUGGCAAUCCGCCAGGUCGACGUGUCUACGUCAGGUACACGCCAGGUCCCGACGGAGUCCGAGGAACAGCGACAUCGUUUUACGGCCGCGCGAACAGCUACAUCGAGUUCCCGAACCGCGGUAGACUGGACACAAGAAAAUCCAUCACCUUGAUAGCCUGGAUCAAACACCUUGGACGCGCGGGUCCGAUCUUCAACUAUAUGCCGAACGGCUGGGGCGUGCACUUCUGGAUGAUUAACCCACGGACGCUGUUUGCACGCUUCACGCGUCGAAGAGGCAGGCGCUUCACACCCGCCGUGUUUAGUCGCACAGUUCGCUAUCGCGCAUGGAAUUACGUGGGGUGUACGUAUGAUUAUCGCACUGGCAUUGCUCGGCUUUUUGUCGGAAACAGAUUUGUUGCAUCUCGCCGUAUUGGUCGCAUUAGACUUGCCACUAAUUACCCAGUGAGAAUGGGAGCCAGGAUUGGAGACGGGAGAUAUUUCCGUGGCAGUAUUUCCUGUAUGCAGGUGUACAAGAAGGCGCUGACCGCCGGACAGAUACUUGCGAGACGAACAAGAUGCUUUAAGAGAGUUCCACGACCGCAGCCUCCACGACCAAGCCCAAGACCAAGACCUGGCCCUAGACCCAGGCCUCCCAUCCGUCCUUACCCUGGUGGAAAAGUGUGUAGGGCCAGAAUCGACCUCGCCUUUGUCAUAGACGCUUCCGGUAGUGUUGGCCGCGCUAACUUCCGCCGUUGCCUAACCUUCGUCAAAAACAUGGCCCGAGUGUUCACAAUCUCCCGAAGUUACACCCGCUUCGCUGUGGUGCUCUAUUCAUCACGCCCCUCUAAGAUUUUCGGCUUUAAUCGCUACCUUGAUCAACGCUCCUUGCUUCGAGCGAUUGGCCGCAUACGAUACACAGGCGGCGGGACUAAGACGGGUUACGCGCUGACCUACACUUAUCAAAGGCUCUUGCGCUAUAGCAGACGAAAGAACAAAGUCUUGAUUGUCAUGACUGAUGGCCGCUCGUAUGAUAAAGUACAGCCCCCCGCCUCGUUUAUCCGUCGGAGAGGAAUUAGGAUACUUACCCUAGGGGUAGGAAAGCGCUACAGCAUGAGGCAACUGAUACAGAUGUCAUCCAACAGGAGGGACGUUUUCACUGCUGAUUUUAAGAGCUUGGGAUCUGUUGUUAAGAUAAUCAAAAGGAGAGCUUGUAAAGCUGGUAAACCUCGACCUCCGCGACCACAACGCCCACCAAAACCAGUUGUAAUAAAACGAGCCGUGGCUGUGUAUCCACUGAACCGUAACACUCAAGGCAGAGACAUCAGCUUCGCAAGAAAUCCCAAUGGUAGGCUAGGUCGGGUAAGGUUCGCUAAGGGACCUGAUAACUUACCAGGCGGCUCGAUUGAGUUCUUCGGCCGAAGCAACAGCUACGUAGAGUUCCCUAACCGAGGAAGGCUCGACACUGGUCGGUCUAUAACUCUACUGGCGUGGAUCUACCAUACUGGUCGGGCAGGACCCAUCUUUAAUUACAUGCCGAACGGAUGGGGUGUUCACUUUUGGAUGCUUACGCCGUCGACACUUUUUGCACGGUUUACACGUCGCAGAGGAAGGCGUUUCACUCGGGCGAUCUACAGUCGAAGCGUGAAGCCGCGUAAAUGGCAGUUCGUUGGUGCCGCCUACAACUACAGAACCGGUGUAGCGCGUUUGUUUGUGAACUCGAGGUUUGUGGUGUCUACUCGUGUAGGACGAAUUAGACUGGCGACUAACUAUCCUGUCAGGAUGGGGGCACGAGUUGGAGACGGAAGAUAUUUCAAGGGAAGAAUUUCAUGCAUGCAAGUCUAUAGACAAGCUUUGAACAGGAAUCAGAUACUUGUUCGUCAGAGAAGGUGUUUCCGAGCAGUAAUACCUCGACCCAAACCAGUGCGGCCGGUGAGGCCAACUCGACCUAAAGUGAAAACAAAAGCUGUCGCUAUUUUCCCCCUCAAUGGAGGAACGAAGGGCAAAGACAUCAGUAACCGGGGCAAUUUGCGCGGAAUACUCAGUUAUGUCCGUCCCGCGCCCGGACCAGAUGGAACACGCGACGGUUCCUACCAGUUCUACGGAAGAAGUAACAGUUACAUUCAAUUCCCUAACCGAGGAGGCUUAGAUACUAAGAGUUCAAUAACUCUCCUGGCCUGGAUUUUACAUCAGGGACGCGCAGGACCCAUCUUUAAUUACAUGCCCAACGGCUGGGGCGUACACUUCUGGAUGAUUACACCGAGAACGCUGUUUGUACGGUUUACGCGCCGCAGAGGACGCCGCUCUACUAGUGCUGUUGUUAGUAGGAGCGUGAUUCCAGGAAGAUGGCAGUUUGUCGGUGCAACGUACAACGGAAGGACCGGGCAAGCAAAGUUGUUUGUAAACAGUAGAUUCACGGCAAGGAAGUACAUUGGGCGAAUACGGCUGGCGACUAAUUACCCUGUGAGAAUGGGAGCUCGUAUUGGGGAUGGACGAUAUUUCCGAGGACGAAUCUCCUGUAUGCAGGUCUACAAUGGCGCCUUGUCUCGCUGGAAAAUCAACUCUAAGAAGAGAAGAUGCUAUAGAAGAAAAGUUCGACCUAGGCCCAGACCUCGCCCUCGGCCACGACCAGUACCACUUCCAAGACCUAGGCCCAGACCCCGGCCAAAACCCGGAAAAGUUUGUAUUGCGAAAUUGGAUCUCGCCUUCCUUAUUGACGGCUCGGGUAGUGUUGGCUUCUCAAACUUCCGCCGUUGUCUGGUUUUCAUCCAGAAUGUUAUUCGAGGAUUCAAGAUCUCUCAGCGAUACACACGCGUCGCUACUGAGGUUUACUCUUCCACUCCACGUAGAACAUUCCCAUUUACUCGAUACAGUAAUGCGUACCAAGUCCUCAGGGCGGUUGCGUCCAUAAAGUACCCGCGUGGUGGAACCAACACAGGGAAGGCUCUUUGGGAUGUGCUUAGAUAUCUGUUCCGCGGUAGGACCAACCGAAAAAGGGUCCUUUUUGUAUUGACUGAUGGCCGCUCUCAAGACCAUGUGUUGAAACCCGCCCAAGCGCUGAAGCGAGCUAAUGUUGAAGUUUUCUCGGUUGGUGUUGGUAGAGGAUACAGUAUCGCUCAGCUGAACCAGAUGGCCACGGACCGCAGUCACGUAUUCACAGUUGAUUUCAGAAACCUUAAUUCAAUCAUUAGGGCCAUUAAAAAGAAGGCUUGUAAAGGAGGAAAAAAACCGCCAUCGCCUCACAGACCCUCAGGAACCCUGCGAGCGGUUGCCGUCUACCCAUUGAACACCCUCACGAAGUCACGCGACAUCAGCUUUAACAGGAAUCCACCAGGCAUCAUGUCCAAUGUGCGACCAGCUCCAGGUCCCGACGGACGACGCGGAACAAGUUAUGAGUUCUUUGGACGACGCAACAGCUUUAUUCAGUUCCCUAACUUCGGAAAAAUAGACACCAAAAAGUCCUUUACUAUUUUAGCUUGGGUAUACCACCAGGGUCGGGCAGGACCAAUAUUCAACUAUCAUCCUAGGGCGUGGGGUGUACACCUCUGGAUGGUUGGACGGCAUGCUCUUUUCGUUCGCUUUACGAAAAGGAGGACUCGAGACUUUACUGCUGCUUUGAUGAGCCGAACUGUUAAGCCAAGCCGCUGGCAAUACGUUGGAGCCUCCUAUGAUCACUCAACAGGAAUGGCCAAGUUGUUUGUCGGUGGAAGACUGGUCGCUAGGAAGCGAAUUGGAAGAAUACGAUUGGCUACAAAUUAUCCUGCGAGAAUGGGGGUGAGAAUAGGUGAUGGAAGGUAUUUCCGUGGACGUAUUUCUUGUCUCCAGGUUUACAGCGUCCCCUUAAACGCUCGACAAAUAGCUGCGCGUGCAAAGAGAUGUUUUGUCCCAGCAGGACUUCCCAAACCACGCCCGCCACCACGCCCGAGUGGACGGCUGUUCAAACGAAGAGGCUGUUUUAGAGACACAGCUCGCAGAGCCAUGGGCAGACUACUCGGCAACCUACGACGAAGGCGAGAUGCAGUCAUGCGUUGCUUCCUUUUGGCGGCCAGGCGAGGAUAUCGAGCAUUCGGUGUUCAGGAUGGCGGAGAAUGCUUUUCUGGUCCUCUGGCGCAUCGUACUUUCAGCAAAUAUGGCCGCUCGGGGAGAUGUAAGAAUGGAAGAGGAGGACCGUGGGCUAAUGACGUCUAUAUAAUUAUUAGAAAACGACCCAUCCCUCGACCUCUUCCUCGGCCCAGACCUCGACCGCGCCCCGCUUUACCGGUUUGCAAAGCCCGCCUAGACUUGGGCUUUAUUGUAGAUGGUUCCGGAAGUGUUGGUCGUGCGAAUUUCUUAAGAUGUCUGAAUUUCAUCAAGAAUUUAGUCAGCUCGUUUGUGAUCUCUCCUGGCCAUUCAAGAGUGGGACUUCUGGUGUACUCCCACCGCGUCAUUCCAGUAUUCUCUUUUGGCCAACGCCUACGUUUUCGUGGCGUACUUCGGGCAAUAAAUAGAAUCAAGUAUCCAGGAGGAGGUACUAAGACCGGCAAGGCUCUGGCUUACUCCAGGAGGUAUCUGUUCGCUCGAAGCAACCUCCGAAAGAUCUUGAUACUGAUGACAGAUGGCAAGUCGCACGACAGAGUCAAGAAGCCUGCUGCAGUGCUGCGCAACAUGGGAGUGCAGGUGUUUGCUGUGGGUGUUGGAAAACGAUACAGCAUGAAACAACUUUUGCAGAUUGCAAGCAAUCGUCGGCAUGUUUUCACUGCGGACUUUAAGAAGUUGGGAUCGUUUGUGAGGGCCAUUAAACAGAAGGCAUGUAGAGGUAUUACCAAAAGACCGAAAAAACCACACGCCAUGUCUGCCGUCGCCAUAUUCCCGUUCAGUAAAACAUACAGAGGAAGGGAACUUCGCCACAGGAACCCACCAGGUUACCCGUCUCACGUCCUGUUCACCCCUGGUCCAGAUGGUUUACCAUACGGCUCCUACUACUUCCUUGGUCGACCAAACAGCUACGUGGAGAUCCCUAACAAAGGAACACUGGACGUUCGUAACUGCAUAACCAUUUUGGCCUGGAUAUAUCACGAAGGAAACGCAGGACCGAUUGUAAACUACAAGCGCAAUGGAUGGGGCGUCCACUUAUGGAUGAUCAACCCUAGGACCCUGUUUGUGCGUUAUACGCAGCGUCUUGGACGGCGCUUCACGCACGCGUUGGCGUACCGCGGUGUAAAACCGCGAACAUGGCAAUUCGUCGGAACGUCGUACAAUCGAAACACUGGCGUUGCUAAAUUGUAUAUUAACGGAAAGAUGGUUACACGCAGAAAGAUCAGAAAGAUUUCAUUGGCUACUAAUUACGAGAUCAGGGUUGGAGCCCGUCAGGGUGACUGUCGCUAUUUCCGCGGUCGAAUUGCGUGCCUACAGUUUUAUAGCGCUGCUUUGACGACUAACAUGAUCCGCCGGCGAAUGAGGGCUUGCUUUAGAAGAGGCCCCAUGCCUGUUCCGAUUCCGAAGCCGAGACCCGGAGGAAGAGUUUGCAAAACAAAACUUGAUCUUGGUUUCGUCAUCGAUGGCUCUGGAAGCGUAGGGCCCUCGAACUUCAAACGCUGCCUCCAAUUUAUCAAGAACAUGAUUCGUACCUUUGUCAUAUCACGUGGCUACACGCGCGUAGGAGCGGUCCUCUAUAACACAAGAGCGUACAAAUUAUUUGGCUUCAAUCGAUUCGGUAACAAAAACCAACUUCUCAGUGCUGUAAGUCGCAUACGGUAUCCAAGGGGAGGAACGAAGACUGGUAGGGCAUUAAGCUACGCAUACCACUAUCUGUUCCGUCGAAGUAGGAGGCGAAAGGUGUGCAUUGUCAUGACAGAUGGACACUCUUAUGAUAAUGUAGUUGGUCCCGCACGGACUUUACGUAAGGGUGGAGUUGAAAUCAUCUCUCUUGGCUUGGGGUUGCGCUACAACAUCCGGCAGUUACGACAGAUGGCGUCCAAUCAUAGACUGGUGUUUACUGCACGGUUUAGAAAUCUGAACUCAGUUAUCAGGGUGAUUAAGAGGAAAGCUUGUGGUGCAACAGGUGUGAAGCCAAAGCCACUCCCUCGCCCUAAGCCUCCCGGUCCUAAUCAAGUCACCUACUUCUGGGAAGGAUGUUACAAUGACAGACGACGACGAGCCAUAAGGUACAGACUUGGAAAUUUCCACCGAGCCAAAAACCCUGUUAAAGCAUGUGCACAAGCAGCUGCUAGACGUCGAUUUAAGGUGUUUGCGGUGGAAAAUGGUGGAGAGUGCUACUCAAGCCGUUUGGCCCACAGGACGUACAGUCGUUAUGGGCCGACUAAUCGAUGUAGGCGAGGCAGAGGAGGACCAUGGGCAAUGGAUGUGUAUAAGUUUGGAAGACCAAAGGGUUGGGCCAAUGUUUAUCUCCGAAGUGUCGGUUGCUUCAAAGACAAACCCAGACGGGCCGUGGGGAGCAUGGUCGCUAAUUUGCGCGGCUUGAAGUUUGCUGUAAGAGACUGCGCGCGUCAGGCACGAAAACGAGGCUACAGGUUAUUUGCAGUUCAAAAUGGAGGCGAAUGCUGGAUGGGUCCUAGGGCUAAGCUCACCUACAAGAAGUAUGGUACCUCUAAGCGGUGUCGAGGAGGAAAAGGAGGUCCUUGGGCUAAUAAUGUCUAUGUUAUCAUUGUGAAAGGUCGACCACAUGUGCCUCGUCCCAGGCCACGACCCAGACCACGACCCAGGCCAUAUCCGAGACCAAAACCCGUUCCCAGACCAUCCGGUCGAGUUUGCCGAGCACAUCUUGAUUUGGCUUUCUUGAUUGACGGCUCCGGCAGCAUUGAAAGUACCGGCAAAGGCAACUUCCGUCGCUGUCUACAUUUUGUGAAAAGGAUCGUCGCUUCCUUCGUAUUAUCGCGUUCCAACACACGAGUGGGUGUUGCUCUCUUCUCCACUCGAACAUGGCUGAUUUUCGACUUCAAUCGCUACACGAACAGGCGGCAGGUGUACCGAGCGAUUGAUGGAAUCAGGUAUCCAUCUGGUGGAACCAGGAUAGGAAAGGCCCUGAGAUUUGUGUAUCGCAGAUUGUUUCGAACUAGUAGACGUCGAAAGGCCCUGAUAGUGCUGACAGACGGCCUGUCACAGGAUUCUGUCAAGCAGCCUUCCCUUGGUCUCCAAAGGUCUGGUGUUAGCACAUUCGUUGUUGCAAUCGGACGAAAAACAAGCCGACGGCAGUUGCAUCAAAUUGCCUCCAGUUCUCGUAACAUUUUCAGGACUAGCUUCAGACGCCUGAGUAGCGUUGUUGGAAGCUUAGCGAGAAGAGUGUGCAAAAGCCGAGUGAGACCCAAGCCAAAACCAGUGAGACCGGUUAGACCACCCAGACCAAAAGUUACAACUAGAGCUGUCGCAAUAUUCCCACUUAAUGGAGGCAGUAGGGGUAAAGAUAUCAUUACCAGCCGGAAUGCACGUGGAAUACUCAGUUAUGUCCGCCCCGCGCCUGGACCGGAUGGAACACGUGAUGGCUCCUACCAGUUCUACGGAAGAAGCAACAGUUAUAUCCAGUUCCCCAACCGAGGCGGCCUUGAUACCAAGAAUUCCAUCACUUUCCUUGCGUGGAUUUUACAUCAGGGACGCGCGGGACCUAUCUUUAACUACAUGCCUAACGGUUGGGGUGUACACUUUUGGAUGAUUUCACCGAGAACGCUCUUUGUGCGGUUUACGCGUCGCAGAGGGCGCCGAUUCACGAAGGCAGUUCUAAGCAGGACUGUUAUACCUAAUCGAUGGCAGUUUGUUGGUGCGACGUAUGAUCAAAGAACCGGAGUAGCGAAACUAUUUGUAAAUAGAAGAUUUACGGCGAAGAAGUAUAUCGGGAGGAUACGUUUGGCGACCAAUUACCCAGUGAGAAUGGGAGCUCGUAUCGGUGACGGACGAUAUUUCCGUGGACGAAUCUCCUGUAUGCAGGUUUACAAUGGCGCUUUGUCCCACUGGAAAAUCAUUUCCAAGAAACGAAGGUGCUUUAGGAGAACUCCAGUACGACCAAGACCCAGACCACCUGUCCGAGGGUGCAACAAACGCCUCGACUUAGCAUUCUUGAUUGACGGAUCUGGAAGUAUUAAUUCUGCCGGACGCGGGAACUUCAAGCGAUGCAUUGAGUUUGUCAAGAGUGUGGUGUCUUCUUUUAAUGUUUCGCCGCGCCGCACCCGUGUGGGAGUGGUCUUAUUCUCCUCCCGCGCAUGGCUAAUAUUGGACUUCUACCGUAGCAGAAGCAAAGCUGGUGUGUUGAGUACCAUCAGUCGGAUCAGAUAUCCGCGAGGAGGAACCAGGAUUGGAAAAGCUUUGAACUUCGUGCUGUAUCGCUUGUUUAGACGAAGUCGAAGGGCACUCAAGGCUCUGGUAGUAAUGACUGAUGGCAUCUCUCAAGACUCUGUUCGGAGACCGUCACUGGCUCUGAGAAGCCAGGGGGUGUGGGUGUAUGCUCUGGGAAUCGGUCGGCGAUAUCGAAGACGAGAGCUUCAACAGAUAGCUACAAACAGUCGAUACGUGUUCACUGCUAACUUCAGAAGCCUCAGUCGGGUCGCUCGUCACAUCUCAAGAAAAUUAUGUCAAGGUCGUCCACUCCGUCCCACGCCACGCCCCCCAGGUCCCCACAUAAGACCAAGCGGCAAAGUGUGUCGUAAACGUCUUGAUCUCGCUCUCCUAAUCGAUGGCUCUGGUAGUAUCGAAGCUAACGGUCGAGGUAACUUCCAGCGAUGUCUCAACUUCGUGAAACGGUUGGUGGCUUCGUUUGCCAUCUCACCAAGGCAAACUCGUGUUGGUAUCGUGCUGUUCUCUAGUCGUCCAUGGCUGAUCGCAAACUUUAGGAGCUAUAGGACAAAACAGAGUGUGAUACACGCCAUCAGUCGUAUAAGAUACCCGAGAGGUGGCACAAGAAUUGGACGAGCGCUGAGGUUUGUCAAACAACGGCUGUUUGGAAGGAGGACCUACGGGCGAAAGGUUUUGGUUGCAAUGACCGAUGGCAUUUCACAAGAUUCCGUCGUGAGUCCAUCACGUGACCUCCGAAAUGCUGGCGUGCGAAUCCUGGCGCUGGGAAUUGGCCGGAAAUUCAGAAGAUCGCAGCUCAACCAGAUGACUAUGAACUCACGAUACGUGUUCAACAGUGGCUUCCGAAGUUUACACCGUGUAGUAUCCUCUAUAAAGAGAGCAGCGUGUAAAGGGCGCCCAGUACGUCCCAAACCAGUACGGCCAAGACUCCCCGUACGCCCAAGUGGUCAAGUUUGUCGCAGACGUCUUGACCUUGCCUUCCUUAUUGACGGCUCUGGUAGUAUCGAGGCUUACGGUCGAGGUAACUUCCAGCGAUGUCUCAACUUCGUCAAACGAGUCGUAGCCUCGUUCGGCGUCUCUCCGUCUCAAACUCGUGUUGGUAUCGUACUGUUCUCUAGCCGUGCAUGGCUGAUCGCAAACUUUAGGAGCUACAGAAACAAACAGAGCGUGUUACACGCCAUUGGUCGUAUAAGAUACCCGAGAGGUGGCACGAGAAUUGGACGAGCGCUGAGAUUUGCUAAAUAUCAAUUGUUUAGAAAGAGGACAAGUCGGCGUAAGGUUCUUAUUUGUAUGACAGAUGGCAUUUCACAAGACUCGGUGGUUAGACCGUCACGUGAUCUUCGAAAUGCCGGCGUGCGUAUUUUGGCGCUUGGUAUUGGUCGAAAGUUCAGGAAAUCACAACUUUACCAAAUGGCAGGGAACUCACGAAACGUGUUCAAAGCCGGAUUUAGAAGCCUCAGCGGUGUAGUGAGAUCCAUAAAGAAAGCUGCUUGUGGAGGUCGCCCACUACGACCUAGACCUGUGCGACCAAGACCUCCUGUUCGCCCAAGUGGUCAAGUUUGUCGCAGACGUCUUGACCUUGCCUUCCUUAUUGACGGCUCUGGUAGUAUCGAGGCUUACGGUCGAGGUAACUUCCAGCGAUGUCUCAACUUCGUCAAACGAGUCGUAGCCUCGUUCGGCGUCUCUCCGUCUCAAACUCGUGUUGGUAUCGUACUGUUCUCUAGCCGUGCAUGGCUGAUCGCAAACUUUAGGAGCUACAGAAACAAACAGAGCGUGUUACACGCCAUUGGUCGUAUAAGAUACCCGAGAGGUGGCACGAGAAUUGGACGAGCGCUGAGAUUUGCUAAAUAUCAAUUGUUUAGAAAGAGGACAAGUCGGCGUAAGGUUCUUAUUUGUAUGACAGAUGGCAUUUCACAAGACUCGGUGGUUAGACCGUCACGUGAUCUUCGAAAUGCCGGCGUGCGUAUUUUGGCGCUUGGUAUUGGUCGGAAGUUCAGGAAAUCACAACUUUACCAAAUGGCAGGGAACUCACGAAACGUGUUCAAAGCCGGAUUUAGAAGCCUCAGCGGUAUAGUUAGAUCCAUAAAGAAAGCUGCUUGUGGAGGUCGCCCAAUACGACCCAGACCUGUGCGGCCAAAACCACCUUUUCGUCCAAGUGGUCAAGUUUGUCGCAGACGUCUUGAUCUUGCCUUCCUGAUUGACGGCUCGGGGAGUAUCGAGGCUUACGGUCGAGGCAACUUCAAGCGAUGUCUCAACUUCGUCAAACGAGUCGUUGCCUCGUUCGGCGUCUCUCCGUCACAAACUCGUGUUGGUAUCGUACUGUUCUCUAGCCGUGCAUGGCUGAUCGCAAACUUUAGGAGCUACAGAAACAAACAGAGCGUGUUACACGCCAUUGGACGUAUAAGAUACCCGAGAGGUGGCACGAGAAUUGGACGAGCGCUGAGAUUUGCCAAACAUCAAUUGUUUAGAAAGAGGACAAGUCGGCGCAAGGUCCUCAUUUGUAUGACCGAUGGUAUCUCACAUGACUCGGUGGUGAGACCGUCACGUGACCUUCGAAAGGCCGGCGUGCAUAUUCUGGCGCUUGGCAUUGGUCGAAAGUUCAGGAAAUCUCAACUUUACCAAAUGGCAGGGAACUCACGAAACGUGUUUAAAGCCGGAUUUAGAAGCCUCAGUGGUGUGGUGAGAUCCAUUAAAAAAGCUGCUUGUGGAGGAAGGAGUGGAAAGAAGAAAAGAAACGUACUAAUUGCCAGGCCUGAUAAAGACGAGAGAAAAAGCGAACCAUUAAGGGGACCAGAACAAGUGCGAGGUACAAAACGAAGUGAAAUUGUUGGAGUCGAGAAUCAUGAUAAACAAACAGAUCUGACCCCCAGCUGCUUGUGGCACUUUGUAUCACCCUUAAACACCUCAGAAGCAUUGGAUAAAAUCCGCAAUCGCGUUAUUCACCUAGAGGGCGGAGCCCAUAUGAAAAACACAACUGACGCGGGCCUGGUCGCUGAUACUAAUGGUGGAUGGUUGUCUCUCAAAGAAACCAAUGCUACCUGCUUCAGUGAUCCUGGACAUUGCUCUGAUAAAGGAAUGACCGUGAUGGCCUGGAUUAAACUCAACAAGACCUCGCUGAGUAACACGACUGGUUCCUACAUCAUGUCUAGUGGUGGCCAGUCCACCAAGUCGCGCGGUUUUGCUGUGGUUCAUCUUUCCAACAAAUAUAUCGUUAUUCUCAGCACAAAAAACAAGCAAUGGAAACUUGACACGCCUGUUCUACCGAGCGGAUGGUUCAACCUCGCUUUCACUUGGCGGGAGGCGAGUCAACUCAAGCUGUAUGUCAAUGGAACCCAUGUGACCAGCGGAAACCCUGCUUUAGUUUCCAGACCUCUAGACUCGUUUACAACCUUUGAUAUUGGUCGACCAAACAACUCAGAGAAACCAGUAUACAGAUUUCCUUUAAGAAUCAGCAACUUGGCACUUUGGGAGAGAGAACUCUCACUAGAAGAUUUGAAAAUAGCAAUGGGUGUGCCAACAAGUCAAAACAGUCGACCAAAAACAUAAGAAGACUUAGAUAACAAUUCAUCGCAGCAUUUAUUUUAGAAGGAUCACAAACUGCUCCGUAGCGGAAGCCUACUUCCUAAAUUAACUAAUAUUUGUUGAAUAUUCCAUGUUUUUAUUUGAUGUAUCUCGUCUGGUAUAUACUUUCUGCAUUUGUUAUUGUGCUUAUUGAGCUAAUAAAUAUGAUAACAAUCAUUAUAUCGAUUCUCGUCUUUCUCUUCCCACAAAGGAGCUCUGAGUUUGACCUAAAAUAGACAGCUUAUCUAGGUCUUUCUAACGAGUUAUGAAAUUUACUGGAAAUCAUCUUUUCUUCAGAGUUCAGCGCAUGGAUUUUGAAACAGUAGAAAUUCAUAAAUGAUUUUGGAGCCUUUUUCCAUGCGAAAAGUGGUCAAUUUUGUCCAUUAACAAAAUCAAAAAAGAACUGGUCACGUUAUAUUUAACGGGCUAGAAGUCUCUUACAAAUCUUCUCUGACCAAAACAAAAGCCGAUGAAUAUUAAAACAAAAGAAAUUCGUUAAUGAGCUUUCUGAGAGCUCGAGCUAAACCUACGGUUUUAGAGGUUCACUUUGCUCAUUAAUAAAAUUCCUUUGUUUGAAUAUUCAGAGGAGAUUUUCUCUGCCCACGAACAAGCUGAAACUUUGACACUCACACAUUAUACACAGCUAAUCACGCUCUUUCAACGCGCCUUGUUUUGUGCCGAAAAUCCUCACUAUGACUGAGAUAUAAGCCCAUGAAUAUUGAAACAACAGAAAUUUUUCAAUGAGCUAUUGGGGACGUCGAGCAAACCCUAGUCCUUGAGGUUCAAUUUGCUCAUUAACAAACUUCUUUUGUUUGAAUAUUCAGAUGAGAUUUUCUCGGUCCACGAACAAGCUGUAACUUUGACACUCACACACAAUACACAGCUAAUCACGCUCUUUCCAAAGCACCUUGUCAGGGUGCCGAAAGUCCUCUCUAUGACUGAGAUAUAAGCCAUGAAUAUUGAGACAAUUGAAAUUUGUUAAUGAGCUUUUGGGAACCUCGAGCAAAUCUUAGUCCUAGAGGUUCAAUCUCUCUCAUUAACAAACUUCUUUUGUUUGAGUAUUCAGAGGAGAUUUUCUCGGCCCACGAACAUGUUAUAACUUUGACACUUAGACACGAUACACAGCUAAUCACGCUCUUUCUAACGCAUUAUACUUUGUGCCGAAAAUCCUCUCUAUGACUGAGAUAUAAGCCCAUGA